Staurois parvus is the source of this 364-nucleotide messenger RNA. The record is from the annotation of a GenBank genome assembly. NCBI's taxonomy places the organism in Eukaryota, Metazoa, Chordata, Amphibia, Anura, Ranidae.
CACUGACUGGCACUGAUAGGCGGCACUGACUGGCAGCACUGAUAGGCGGCACUGACUUGCAUUGAUAGGUGGCACUGACUGGCACUGAUGGGUGACACUGAAAGGCAGUUCAGAUGGGCACUGAUAUGUGGCAUUGAUGUGGCACUGAUGGGCACUGGCAGGUGGCAUGGAUAAGCACUGAGAGCUGGCACUGAUGGACACUGACAGGUGGCGCUGCUGGGGCUACACAGAUAAUCAGGGCACACUGAUCAUCAGCGCUCUGAUGAUCUGUAUACACGUCCCCUCCGAGGAAUGCUGGAGCUGUCAGCGUGACAACUCGUGGGGAGAGAAAUGCCGAUAACCGGCAUUUCCCUGUUUAUUGGUG